Molecule: messenger RNA, 567 nt
Organism: Acytostelium subglobosum LB1
Lineage: Eukaryota; Evosea; Eumycetozoa; Acytosteliales; Acytosteliaceae
Exons: 4
Coding region: 1-567 (188 amino acids)
Biological process (GO): small GTPase-mediated signal transduction
Molecular function (GO): GTP binding; GTPase activity
Source: RefSeq, a predicted model, not a curated record
AUGGCAACAGGAAUCAAAAAGACUGUUAAGGUCGUUGUUGUCGGUGAUGGCGCUGUUGGAAAGACAUCUCUGCUGAUUCUAUACACAACCAAAGCCUUCCCAACAGACUACGUCCCAACAGUAUUUGAUAACUUCAACUGCCUCGAAAUGUACGAUAAUAAGCCUGUAAAUUUAGUCCUCUGGGAUACAGCUGGACAGGAAGACUAUGAUAACCUCAGACCACUAUCAUAUCCCCAAGGAGUAGCACUUGCAAAGGAGAUAGGAGCGAUGGAGUUCUAUGAGUGUGCUGCUCGCACAGGUAGUGGCGUCAAUGAGAUAUUCGCAGCGGCGAUCAAGGCAGCCUUUAACAAACAACCUGCGACCAGCUCUUCCAAAAAGUCAUCAUCUUCGUCGUCAUCCAAAUCAAAGUCAUCGACGUCUUCGACAUCACCUUCGUCAUCAGGCGCAUCAUCAUCAUCGUCGUCGACAACCUCCACCACGUCGACAUCAUCAAAGCCAGCAGAGAAGAAGCAGAGCUGGAGUUUGUUCAGAAAGAAGGACAAGGAUGACAAGAAGCCAACCAAAUAA